This is a messenger RNA of Paramecium pentaurelia, 541 nucleotides long. Lineage: Eukaryota; Ciliophora; Oligohymenophorea; Peniculida; Parameciidae. The record is from the annotation of a GenBank genome assembly.
UAUGUAUAAAUUUUCAAGUCUAAGAAAACCUUCUGUCUAUUUUAUAUUAGGAGGUACUAAUCAAAUUAUAUAAAAGGACCUGGCUCAGGUAAAGGUACUUAAUGUGAAUUGUUAAGUAAAAAUUUAAAAUUUGUACAUCUUUCUGCUGGACAAUUACUGAGAGAUGCUGUAAUUAUUCGAAAUUAUAAUUUUAGAUUACAAGUAAUUCUAAGCACAAGAUUACUAUUGAAAAUUGCAUAAAUAAUGGAGUUAUUGUUCCUGUAAUUUAUCCUAAUUGAUGUUUUUUAGAGUCAUGUAACAAUCAAUUUAUUGGAUAAAGCAAUUUUUGAUAAUUUAAGUUUCGAUACAUUUCUAAUAGAUGGAUUCCCAAGAAAUUAUGAAAAUAUGUAAAGUUGGAUAGAUUUGAUGGAUCAUAAAAUUAAUUUUAAGAGUGUUAUUUAUAUUCAUUGUUCAAGAGUAUUACAAUUUGUUGUAUAUAAUUCAGCAAAAUAUGAUCUUAAGAAUAUAGGAAAGAUCAAAAACAAGUGGAAGAUCAGAUGAU